Molecule: messenger RNA, 585 nt
Organism: Saccharomyces mikatae IFO 1815
Lineage: Eukaryota; Fungi; Ascomycota; Saccharomycetes; Saccharomycetales; Saccharomycetaceae
Gene: DAD1
Product: Dad1p
Exons: 1
Coding region: 1-585 (194 amino acids)
Cellular component (GO): DASH complex; mitotic spindle pole body; mitotic spindle
Source: RefSeq, a predicted model, not a curated record
AUGCAUUUACCUAUUCCUGUCUUUUAUUAUUUUAAUUGCAUAAGCCAUAAAUACACACUGAGCAUAGCAUAUAUAUGUAUACAUAUAUAUAUGAAAAGACAAACGAAUGUAUUCUGUAUGAAAAGGUGGUCACCACAACCCGUUCGUUGGAAAGUGUGCUUCCGGGUAAAGACCAAAAUCGCGAAAAUACUAUUUAUUAGAACAAACAACUGCUGCCAAUAUGGGGAGUACAUAAUCACAGGAGUGUGGAAAGGAUCCGUGAAGUGGUGGAACGCGUGUCAUAUAUAUGUACGUAUGAUGGCUAGUACAUCUAAUGAUGAGGAAAAGUUGUUAUCAAUGACUGAUAAGUACUUCAUUGAGCAAAGAAAUAUAGUGUUGCAAGAGAUCAACGAGACUAUGAACUCGAUCUUGAAUGGUCUGAACGGUCUUAAUAUAUCGUUGGAAAGUUCAAUAGCUGUGGGGAGAGAAUUUCAAUCCGUUUCAGACUUGUGGAAAACAUUUUAUGAUGGAUUAGAGAGCAUACCUGACGAAGUGCCCAUUGACGAGCAACCUACAUUAUCUCAACCAAAAACAACGACAAAGUAG